Molecule: messenger RNA, 1396 nt
Organism: Theobroma cacao (cacao)
Lineage: Eukaryota; Viridiplantae; Streptophyta; Magnoliopsida; Malvales; Malvaceae
Product: putative protein phosphatase 2C 60
Biological process (GO): protein dephosphorylation
Molecular function (GO): protein serine/threonine phosphatase activity; cation binding
Source: RefSeq, a predicted model, not a curated record
AUAACAAAACAGUAACAGUCUCUCCAACAGAUCCAUUUCUCUCUCUCUCUCUCUCUCUCUCUCUCUCUCAAAAACUGUACGGACUCUCUGACUCUCAAACUGGCAAGCAAUGGGUGUAUACCUCAGCACCCCGAAAACUGAAAAGUUCUCAGAUGAUGGUGAAAAUGACAGGCUUCGAUUUGGAUUGUCCUCCAUGCAAGGAUGGCGUGCAACGAUGGAGGAUGCUCAUGCAGCUUAUCCAGAUCUGGAUCGCUCGACGUCCUUUUUUGGUGUUUAUGAUGGUCAUGGAGGUAAAGCAGUGGCUAAGUUUUGCGCCAAGUAUCUCCAUCAACAGGUGCUCAAGCAUGAGGCAUAUUUAGCUGGAGAUAUAGGGACUUCAGUACAGAAAUCUUUUCUCAGAAUGGAUGAGAUGAUGCGUGGACAAAGGGGAUGGAGAGAAUUAGCAAUCCUGGGAGAUAAAAUGGACAAGGUUUCGGGCCUCAUUGAAGGGCUCAUAUGGUCUCCUAGGGGUGGUGAAGCUAAUAACCAUUUUGAUGAUUGGCGUUCUGAGGAGGGCCCUCACUCUGAUUUUCAUGGACCUACUUCUGGAAGCACAGCCUGUGUUGCAAUCAUUCGAAACAACCAACUUGUUGUUGCUAAUGCUGGUGAUUCUCGUUGUGUAAUAUCCAGAAAGAGCCAGGCGUAUAAUUUGUCUAAAGAUCACAAGCCUGACCUUGAGGUGGAGAAAGAUAGGAUUCUGAAAGCUGGUGGUUUUAUUCAAGUGGGACGUGUCAACGGAAGUUUAAACUUGGCCAGGGCUAUUGGAGAUGCGGAGUUCAAACAGAACAAAACUCUGCCAGCAGAAAAACAAGUUGUAACAGCUAAUCCAGACAUUAACACUGUUGAGCUUUGCGAUGAUGAUGAGUUUCUUGUUUUAGCUUGCGAUGGGAUUUGGGAUUGUAUGUCAAGUCAACAACUAGUGGAUUUUGUAGGAGAGCAGUUAAAAAAUGAAUCUAAACUGUCAGCGAUCUGUGAGAGAGUAUUUGACAGGUGUUUGGCUCCAACAGCCGGUGGUGAGGGAUGUGAUAACAUGACGAUGAUCCUUGUUCAGUUCAAAAAACCUGCUGGUUCUGGUACUUCUUCAGAGCAGCAGCCACCAACAUUGACCGAUCAAACGCCCGCGCCCGAGACAGAUAAAAGCACAUUAGAGUCUGGAUCUUAAGAAGCAUUAGCUGCUUUCGUUGAUCAAAUUACCACCCAUUUUCUUGAAAGCUGUAAGCAAAAGAAUUGUGGUGCACUCUAAAUUUUCACAUGUAGCAAGUGAUUUCUGGUGAUGCUAUUGUAUAUGUUGGAAGGUUUUUAAUUGAAUAGCUCAGCUAUUAAGAGUUUCUGUACAUGUUUUAGUUUUUGUGCUUAA